GGGGAUCCGUGUUCACUGUAGAACGUUGAGCCACAGUCUACUUUCUCUUUGCCGUCGAUGACGAUAAUAUAGAAGUCUAAAGUAGUUAGUAAGUAGGUACCCAGAACUGGUGCCCACAUAUUUCACACAUUCGCGAAAUAUUAGGUAUGUUGGUGAAAACGAAAAAGCAUUGAACAUUAAUGUCAGCGAAUUUGGGAAUAUCAAGUGUUAGUUUUUGUGCGUACCUGCCGUCUUUAUGUUUAUUUAUGUUCAUCGUUUCGAGUGAAUUAGACUUUCAAUAAAAAGUUGAAAAAUUUCACCAAUGUGGAGAGAGAACAGCUGAUUCUCAAACAAUUUGGAAUGGCUAAUGCAUAUAGGAAUCUCGCUUCCAUUAUCUGCAUAAUCACUAUAUCUGUGGUUGUCUCAGGUCCACCUCAAAGUAAAAUCGAAAAACAGAGGCACGAUGGUUGGUUCAAUAACUUAGCACAUCCUGAGUGGGGUUCUGUUGACAGCCACUUGAUCCGUCGAUCCCCUUCAGCCUACUCAGAUGGCGUUUACAUGCUCGCUGGUCAGAACCGUCCUAGUCCACGCAAAUUGAGCCGUCUCUUCAUGAAAGGUCUUGACGGGCUGAGCUCUAUGAAAAACAGGACUGCCCUGUUGGCAUUUUUCGGUCAACUUGUCACUUCUGAAAUAGUGAUGGCGAGCGAAAGUGGAUGUCCUAUAGAAAUGCAUCAUAUAGAAGUUGAGAAAUGCGACGAAAUGUACGACAAAGAAUGUGAGGGAGGAAAACAUAUACCAUUUCAUAGGGCUAGCUAUGAUAGGCUCACAGGUCAGAGCCCAAAUAGCCCCAGAGAACAGGUGAACCAGGUAACCAGCUGGAUAGACGGUAGCUUCAUUUAUAGCACAAGCGAACCAUGGGUGAAUGCGAUGCGAUCUUUCAAAAAUGGUUCCCUACUCACAGACUCGACUGGAGAUAUGCCGAUCCGGAAUCAUAUGAGAGUUCCUCUAUUCAACAACCCUGUUCCACAUAUGAUGAAGACCAUGAGCACUGAACGACUAUUUUUAUUGGGCGACCCCAGAACAAACCAGAACCCAGCAUUACUCACAAUCAGCAUCCUCUUCUUCCGCUGGCACAAUGUUGUAUCUUCCAGAAUCCAGAAACACAACCCCGAUUGGAGUGAUGAGGACAUUUUUCAGAAAGCACGGAGAAUAGUUGUGGCAACCCUGCAAGAGCAUUUGCCUCCUUACAAAGGCUACAAACCUGAUAUUCAUCCAGGAGUAACGCAUGUCUUCCAAAGCGCCGCUUUCAGAUUUGGUCAUUCCUUAAUUCCUCCUGGAAUUUACAGGAGGGAUGCGCAGUGUAAUUACAAGAAAACGUCAAUGGGACAUAUGGCCUUGAGGUUGUGCUCCAGUUGGUGGGACUCUAACGAUGUCCUCACAAAUAACUCAGUGGAAGAGCUUCUCAUGGGUAUGACAUCCCAGUUAGCUGAGAGGGAAGAUUCAUUUCUUUGUUCUGACGUAAGAGACAAACUUUUUGGUCCAAUGGAAUUCUCUCGUAGAGAUCUAGGUGCUCUGAAUAUUAUGCGAGGAAGAGACAAUGGCUUACCAGAUUAUAAUUCAAUCAGGGCUCACUAUAAUUUGCCAAAGGUUGAGAAUUGGAUGGAUAUCAAUAAGAAGUUGUUCGAAGAAAAGCCGGAACUUUUGAGGUUAUUAGUAGCAGCAUAUUCGAAUGAUAUCGAAAACAUCGAUGUUUAUGUAGGAGGAAUGUUGGAGAGUUUUGGUAAACCUGGUGAACUAUUCAGAGCAGUUAUCAGGGAUCAAUUCUUGAGAAUUAGAGAUGCUGAUAGAUUCUGGUUCGAAAAUGAGAGCAAUGAAUUAUUCUCAAAACAGGAAAUCGAAGAGAUACGAAAGAUUACUAUGUGGGAUAUUAUCGUCAAUAGUACGAAUAUUGAUCCGAAAGCUAUCCAGAAGAAUGUAUUUUUUUGGGUGAAGGGUGACCCUUGUCCACAACCUAUGCAAUUGAACAUCAGUAUCAUGGAACCUUGCAAAACUAUAAGUGGAUAUGAUUAUUUUGAGGGAAACGAAAUGGUUUAUAUCUACGCUUGUGUAUUCCUUGGCUUCGUUCCCAUUUUGUGCGCAGGCGCAGGAUACGGUGUGGUGAAACUACAGAACAGGCGCAGGCGACGACUGAAGAUAAAACAAGAAGAACUACGAAACGGCGAAUUCAAACUUCCUGUUGAUACGAUGAUAGUUCAGGAAUGGCUGCAUGCCAAUCAUAGGAGGGUUGUUAAGAUCAAGUUCGGACCUGAGGCUGCUAUACAUGUAAUAGGACGAAAAGGGGAGAAACUCAGAACGGUGAACUUGAAGAAUACGGAUACUGUUGUAAUCGAAGAAUCUAUAGAUGUUACAGUGAAGAAAAAUCCGAUGAUACUUAUUCAUGUACCGAGAGACCACGAUUUGGUAUUGGAAGUGGAUUCUGUUGGUUCGAAGAAAAAAUUCAUCAACAAGCUUCAAACUUUCUUGAACAUGAAUAAGAAGAAUCUCAUCUGUACAGGGAUAGUAAGAGAAAUCAUGUUGGCCAAAGCUGAAACACGACAGCGCCGUGAAAAAAAGUUGGAGCACUUUUUCAGAGAGGCUUAUGCCCUCACCUUUGGUCUGAGACCAGGAGAAAAACGGAGAUGGUUGGAUACUACAAUCGAUGGCGAAGUAGUUACAGUAAUGCGUACUUCGUUAACAGAAAGCGAGUUUGCGAAUGCUCUUGGCAUGAAACCGGAUGCAAUAUUCGUGCAGAAGAUGUUCAACAUCGUUGAUAAGGAUAAGGAUGGAAGGAUAUCAUUUCAAGAGUUUUUGGAUACGGUAGUGUUGUUCUCUCGUGGGAAGGCAGAAGACAAAUUGCGAAUUAUUUUCGACAUGUGUGAUGAUGACCGGAAUGGUGAGAUUGACAAAAAAGAACUGUCUGAAAUGCUAAGAUCAUUAGUGGAAAUUGCUAGAACGACAAGGUUAUCUGAUGAUCAUGUCACAGAACUCAUCAAUGGGAUGUUCCAGGAUGUUGGUUUAGAACACAAAUUGUAUCUAUCCUAUGAUGACUUUCGAAUCAUGAUGAAAGAGUACAAAGGUGAUUUUGUGGCAAUUGGCCUAGACUGCAAAGGUGUCAAACAAAAUUUCUUGGAUACUUCUACAAAUGUUGCAAGGAUGACCAGUUUCCAUAUCGAGCCUAAUAUGGAUCAGGAAAAGAAUUUCGUCAGAUUGAAAUGGGAUACACUCACCACGUUCUUGGAAGAGAAUAGACAGAACAUAUUUUAUCUAUUCUUGUUCUAUGUUUUCACGAUAUUACUAUUCAUAGAAAGAUUCAUACAUUACUCCUUUAUGGCUGAACACACAGACUUGAGACAUAUCAUGGGUGUAGGAAUAGCAAUCACCAGAGGAUCAGCGGCAUCAUUAUCCUUUUGCUAUAGCAUCUUACUCCUCACUAUGUCUAGGAAUCUCAUAACGAAACUGAAACAAUUUUCGAUACAGCAGUACAUUCCUUUGGAUACCCAUAUACAGUUCCACAAAAUAUCGGCUUGUACUGCUUUAUUCUUCUCGCUCCUGCAUACAGUGGGACACAUCAUCAACUUCUAUCAUGUCUCGACACAGCCAGUUGAAAAUCUCAAAUGUCUCACAAAUGAAGUCAGGUUUCCUUCUGAUUAUAAACCAGGAAUUACAUUUUGGUUAUUCCAAACUAUAACAGAUGUAAUCGAAACCGAACUUUUACCUUCUGAUGUCAUCAAAAUAAAAUUCUACAGACCGCCGAAUUUGAAAUAUCUCUCUGGUCAGUGGGUGAGACUAGGUUGUACAGCAUUCAGGGACUACGAGUUUCAUUCUUUCACCCUCACCUCUGCACCGCAUGAGAAUUUCCUGUCAUGCCACAUUAAAGCACAAGGUCCAUGGACGUGGAAACUCCGUAACUACUUCGAUCCAUGCAACUACAACGCCGAAGAUCAGCCGAAAAUUCUGCUGGAAGGUCCCUUCGGCGGCGGCAACCAGGACUGGUACAAGUUCGAGGUUGCUGUCAUGGUGGGCGGUGGCAUUGGUGUUACCCCAUACGCUUCGAUAUUGAACGAUUUGGUGUUCGGAACAUCGACAAAUAGAUAUUCGGGGGUGGCAUGUAAAAAGGUGUAUUUCCUAUGGAUAUGUCCAUCCCACAAACACUUCGAAUGGUUCAUCGACGUACUUCGAGACGUCGAAAACAAAGACGUCACCAACGUUUUAGAAAUUCAUAUAUUCAUCACUCAGUUCUUCCACAAAUUCGAUUUGCGAACAACCAUGUUGUACAUAUGCGAGAAUCAUUUCCAGAGGUUAUCGAAGACUUCAAUCUUCACCGGAUUGAAAGCAGUCAAUCAUUUUGGCAGGCCUGAUAUGACAUCAUUCCUUAAGUUUGUUCAGAAACGUCAUAGUUAUAAAAACGUUCUACAAAACAGACAUCAUCUAAAAGGCAAAAAUAUCAGUAUCAUUGAGGAUCAAACGACCAAACAGAGAGAGGAACAUAAAUUGCUAAGAAAAUAUCUUUUCCAAGCCAAACAAGAAGAGGGAAAUACGUGCUACAUCAGGAAUAACAAGCUGCAUGUAAACCAGGAUGUGUAUACAAUAUCAGAUUUGUUGAAGCUAGAUGCUCAAUCACAGGUAGAAGAUACUGAGGUUAAAAGUGCACCACCUACUCCUACAUUAACCACAACGAGAAGCAUAAUACAAGUAGACCGAGACCGAGAAACCAAACGCCAACCUUCUACUAGUAACGAUCCAAGACCAGAUAAAGCCGCAACAACAGCGAGUGGAGCCAUAAAGAAACAAACGUCCAAACUAGUGGAAACAAUACCUAGAACCCGCUCGUUUUCUCGCAAGGAACAGUGA
Phaedon cochleariae (mustard beetle) is the source of this 4869-nucleotide messenger RNA. The record is from the annotation of a GenBank genome assembly. NCBI's taxonomy places the organism in Eukaryota, Metazoa, Arthropoda, Insecta, Coleoptera, Chrysomelidae.